GCGAAAAAAGAGCCAAUCCCGUUCGACCAAAUCAGUGUUGAGUAGGACAGAAUCGCGACUAGCUACAAGCUGACGAAGAGCAGCAGCACAGAAAACAUUCAAUUUUUCCCUGUCCAACAGAAGUAAACCAACCGUCGUUAGCGGAUAUCCGCCUGGAAGAAAGAUAACCGGCUGAACCGGUGCAGGAGGAAAAAGGAACACAUACACACGAACAGCACUUCUUCCAUUGCAAGCCAUUACGAACAGCACAAGAAGCGAAAAGACUGAUUAGACUUUUUAGGGGACAGAAGAAAAAGGAAAAAAUGGGCACGUCAUCGGUUUGGAGUUCCGUUGUUCUGUUAGUGACCGUUCUGAUCGGUUCCGGUCAGGCAUUGUACUCCUCAGGGGACGAUGUUAUUGCCCUUACGGAGGGUAACUUCGACCGGCUGGUGGUGAAGAGUGAUGAAGUUUGGGUUGUCGAAUUUUACGCUCCAUUCUGUGGCCACUGUCGAAACCUGGUUCCGGAGUAUAAAAAAGCGGCAACAGCGCUGAAGGGAGUGAUUAAGGUGGGUGGCGUCAACUGCGAAGAAGAGCAAGGUCUAUGCGGCCAGCACGGCGUUCGAGGUUAUCCUACCAUAAAAAUCUUUGGUGCUAACAAGCGAUCGCCGGUGGAUUACACCGGACAACGAACGGCUAAAGAUAUUGCCGAAGGAGCACUGGCAGAAGCGAAAAAGAAGAUUAAAAACGUCCUUGGUGGUGGAUCCAGUGGCGGCGGAUCUUCGGAUAGUGGAAGCGGCUCUGAUGAUGUGGUUGAGCUAACAGAUGCUAACUUCGAUAAGCUGGUACUGAACAGUGAUGACGUGUGGCUGGUCGAGUUUUUUGCGCCUUGGUGUGGACAUUGCAAAAACCUUGCCCCACAGUGGGCUAAGGCGGCCACCGAGCUGAAAGGCAAGGUGAAGCUUGGAGCUUUGGAUGCCACCGUGCACACGAUAAAGGCCCAACAGUACGGCGUUCAAGGUUAUCCAACAAUCAAAUACUUCCCAGGUGGAUCGAAGGACAAAGACUCGGUACGGGAAUACGACGGCGGCCGGACGGCAUCAGACAUCGUUACCUGGGCGCUGGAGAAGUACAGCGAAAACAUUCCAGCACCGGAGAUUGUGCAGUUAACUUCGGAGAAAGUUUCCAAGGAAACUUGUCAGGAAAAGCCGCUCUGUGUGGUCUCUGUUUUACCCCACAUUCUGGACUGUGAUGCAGCCUGUCGUAACAAUUAUCUCGCUAUAUUAGCGAAAAUGGGAGACAAAUACAAGAACAAGCACUGGGGAUGGCUGUGGAGUGAAGGCGGUGCCCAACCAGAGGUCGAAGCUACACUAGACAUCGGUGGAUUCGGUUAUCCGGCAAUGGCCGUUGUUAACUUAAAAAAGAUGAAGUACUCGCUACUGCGAGGUUCGUUCUCCGAGAGCGGUAUUAACGAGUUCUUGCGGGAUUUGUCGUACGGUCGGGGUCACACUGCUCCGGUAAAGGGAGCCGAGCUACCGAAAAUUCACACUGUCGAACCGUGGGACGGUAAGGAUGGCCAAUUGCCUGAGGAGGAGGAGAUAGAUUUGUCCGAUGUGGAUCUCGAUGAGAAAGAUGAACUGUAAUCCAGUCCCAGGAUGCAGCAAGUAAAGUUAAGUUUAGCAUACAUUUCACACUUAGAGUAAAAUUAAUGUGCCGCUGAUGGAAAAAAAUAAAGCUAAAUUACUUACAUUCUC
Messenger RNA from Wyeomyia smithii (pitcher-plant mosquito), 1730 nucleotides. It is a transcript of the gene CaBP1, whose product is annotated as protein disulfide-isomerase A6 homolog. Gene Ontology annotation, molecular function: protein-disulfide reductase activity; protein disulfide isomerase activity. Bases 303 to 1619 code for a protein of 438 amino acids. The transcript has 2 exons. Gene Ontology annotation, cellular component: endoplasmic reticulum lumen. The record is from RefSeq and is a predicted model, not a curated record. Gene Ontology annotation, biological process: response to endoplasmic reticulum stress. NCBI's taxonomy places the organism in Eukaryota, Metazoa, Arthropoda, Insecta, Diptera, Culicidae.